AAAUGUGUGUUUUUAUUUGAAUUGAUAGAUUGCCGCGGUACUGUGUAGAUAUUGUUCAAGUUACAGCAAGUUUAAGGUUGUCAUGUGCGGCCCUCGUGGAAGUAACAGGAGAUAGGAAAACUGUAUCAUUGAUAUCCAUGCUUGUACUGUAAUUGUCAGGCAUCUCCGUUGUGCUAUUCUGUCUUCAUUACUUUAACAUGCAGACACCUACCAACAACAAAAGUGGACAUUUUGUUGCUUGUAAGGACUCUCUCUCCUAAUAUCUACAGACAGGCUCAGUUUUUUUUUCAGCCUUCUUGUAUGCAGGGAGCUGUUGCAAUCAUACCAGUCUAGACAGGUCUUUUGUGAGAGGCUUAUUUUUUGAAUUGGAUAUUAUCUUCUCACUAAAUUACUUACGUCGUGGAUAUUAUUUUCUCACUAAAUUACUUACGUCGUGAGUCACUCUACACAACAGGUAGAUGUUUUAUUGAUUGCGCAGGAACAGCAAUGGUGCAGGACAUAUUUCCACAGACCAACUUUGAUCCUCUGCUAGUGCAUAUAAUCUGUUAACCUGACUACCAACAUUAGUAGGCAAAUACAGUGGGCAAUUUCACUUUACAUAAUAAAGUGGAGAAUAACAUACUGGAUGCUAGUGUAAUAAAAUAUUAAAGGCAUUUGCCGUUAACAAGGAAAAUAAAUAAACAGUAUAGUGAAAGUGUAAGUUAAUACGUAAAUUAAAUAUUUAAUAUACCCAGAGAAAAGGGGAGUUUUGAACGCUUAAAAUAGAAAGCGAGUCGUGUAGGCAGACCACGAGAGAGAAAGUUGACUUGGUGUGGCUGAGAGAGAGAGGUGUGGAGGGAGACGUUGGUGGACAUAACCUUAUCAUCCACUGCUGCAAAGGAGCAAAGACCCACUGGGAGCUGCCUAUCCAUCCAUUCAUCAACCCGCUGGCUAGGGCAUAUGGAGGUGGAAAGGAUGUAGUGCUAGUAUUGACAGUGGAGGUGGAGCAUCUUCAGGGUGUCCCUUCAGCCAGCCAGUUCACUACCUCUGUGCCACUGACCCACCUCCCUGGCACCCACCACUAUUGGCAUCAUGGCGGGAUUGACGUGGAGAGAGGGCAGGAUAGUCUUGGCACUGGUGGCCCUCUGCACGCUCUGUCAAGCCAGCCAGGCACCCAAUUACAAGUGUUUCCCUUUCUCGGGAACUUCACAAGGAACUAUAGAACCAACAGGGGAUAUUAUCCGUGAAGUCGGCACAUCGUAUGAAGCCUCAUGUCUCUUUGACCCCAACCAAGUAAGAGCAGACGAAGUCUUCUUUAUGCGCUGGGGAAAGACACCCAAGGAUCAGUACCGGAUUCCACACAAAGUAAGUAUAACUCGGCCUGCAUCCUCGGAACUGUCACCACAGAAUUAUUCCCUGCAGUGUCAGCGUUGUUACCCUGUGAUGUAUUUGCCACAGGAUGUGAAGAACUUCACGUGUAUUUCCAAAAAUUGGAAUAAAUUAAAUUGUUCAUGGACUGCUCCAGAGAAUCCCGUCACAGUUCGUUACCAACUCACGUAUGUUGUGCAGGGCUUCUUAGACUCCAGAGAAUGCCCCAAAUCACAAAAGGGAAUUAAUUGGUGCUAUUGGGGUGAAAGUGACUUCAAUGAUAGAAACACGUGGGUUAUGAGAUUAACAGCUAUAAAUCAACUUAAUCAGAAAGGAGUUCAGUUUGAACGUGAAAUAAGUGUUUUUGAAAGUGUACUACCAGAUCCACCAGUGGAAUUGGUAGCUAAAGUGAAUGGCCCUUACGAAGUUAAUGUAACAUGGAAACUACCACACCCAAUUGAUGUGUUUAUUGGUGGCGUUGUUCAUGAAGUCUCGUAUAGAGAACGGCAAGAUGGAGAUCAACCUGAAGAUGUCUCAUGGAUUUUAGUUGAACAAAGGAGGGUUAUUCCUGAUAGGUUUAAAAAGGAAACAUUCAGUCGAGUGAUCACCAAUCUUCAUGCAUACAUCCUCUAUGACUUCCGUGUGCGGCUACACACCGGAACUGGACCUAUCCGACAAAGCAUGUGGUCAGAUGCCACUAUUCGUACCGAGAGGACUGCUGCUACUCGUCCCACAGUAGCACCUUUGACAGACAUUGGCACAUUUGAAAUAGAAGAAACGCUCUCGCAUCGUGACAUUUACAUCAGUUGGCAAAAAGUUGACCCACUGUUCUGGAACGGUCCUAAUUUUUAUUACAAUGUCUCAGUAUUUGAAGUUCAGACUAAUAGGCCUGUUUCUCAUGAAGUUGAUAUCAGAGAUGCUUAUGCCAAAUUUUCCAGCAUGGAUAAGGAUGUUGCUUACAGGUUUGAGAUUAUACCCAUGAAUGAUGAAGGACCCCCUGGUAAUGAUUUAAAAUCAGUUGUUGUAGUACCAGAGAUGACUGCUAUAUUGAAGCCCAUAAACUACUUCAAAGUAUUUGCCUAUGGCGAUUCCAACAACAUUUAUAGCUUGAGGUGGCGUCUUCCUGAAAGUCAGCAAGAAAACCAGAAGAUAAAGAGUUUGACACUCUAUUGGUGCAAGAAAGAUAAAUAUGAAGAACGCUGUCAGAACAAACUUGAAUGGGUGACUAUUGAAGAUCUAAACAUCACAUCCAAGAAUCUUACAGAUCUUGAAAAUUCAUCUCUGUAUAUGUUUGGCAUAUCUGUCAACUCUAACAACUCCUCCAGUGGAAUAAAAUGGCAUACCUGCAUUGCUAGCCAUGGCAGCCGUCCACCACCGCUUGAACAGUUCGAAAUGACCCAUGUGUCUUCAACAGAAGUAAAUUUGAAGUGGAUACUUGACUGUAGAGCUAAAGCAGCAGAGCCCACAGGCUUCAACAUCUCAUACUGUAAAGCCGCAGAGAGCUUGGAGAGCAGAGAGCAGACAGCAGAAAGCUGUCCUCCGGAGACAGGUAUGACAUAUGAAACGGUAUCUGAUGAAACAACUCUUGUGCAUCAGGUGAAGAACCUGCAUCCAUAUACCAAUUACAUCUUCAACAUUGCAAUCCUCACUGAGAUGGGACUUAGCAAGUGGAGCAGGUCCCUACGUGUGCGGACAAAGGCAGACAAGCCCAGCGGUUCUCCACGCCUGCUGGAGGCGAGAGCUGUGGGCCAGGAAUGGGUCUUGCUUGCUUGGGAGCCUCCACUUGAUGAGGAACGCAAUGGUAAGAUCAUAAAAUACGUGGUCAGCUCGAGACCGCCUGUGAAGCCAACAAGUGUUAUUGCCAACAAUACCUCAAAUGUGACUAUGUACAAUGUGACAGACUUAGAACCCUUCACAAAAUACGAGUUCAAAGUUAUACCCUGUUCUCAAGGGGAAAAAUCUGAAUUGUGUGGUGAAGCAGCCGCUUGUCUUGAUGUGAGGACAAGGAUUGGAACUCCUGGCAAGAUUGAGAGCAUAGACCAGGAAGAUCAGCAACUGGAAUGGGAACAUGAUGAAUGCAAUGCCCCAGAUUGUUCUUUUGAGCUACAUUACAGAAUGAAUGGCACAGAGCACCAGUAUAUUUCUGCACCAGGUCAAUUAGCAGCCAACUUUAAAGAUAUGAAUAUUACAUGUACAGAGCACCAAGAGGAAAUCAAUAUUAACAUUCGUGCCAUCAGCAUAGAUGAGGAUGGCAAACAACUGACUGGGCCAUGGAAGGAGAAGAAGAUCACUUGCCAUAUACCAGUGAUGGAAUGGUGGAUCAUUCUCAUCAUAGUUGCGGUGUGCAUCAUUGUCACGCUGAUCCUCGUUGGAGUCGGCACAUAUGGUUGGGACCAAAUCAAGGUGUUCCAGUAUAAACUGAACCUCGAUCUGGAAUUACCAGUUGGCCUUGACCCUAAUGAUAGAAGCUUCCAUCCUGCCGUGGUUGAAGGCAAAACACCAUGGUACAAGAACAUCCAAAUACUUAGAGAAAAGAAAAUAUCAACAAGCACUACCACUUCCAACACUUCGGAGGAACAAGAUCUCAUAAAGCCGGGAAGUGAACGUCAAGGCCGCAACUUAUCGGGUGAUUCUGGAACGUCUGAAGGCGACCCGGGCGACUCCUCGGGCUGCUCAGUGGGAGGCGAGUCCGAUUCAUCAUCUGGGAGUGAUCGUGUUCACCAGUCUUCUGAUUCAGGAACAGUUCAGGAGGAGCCUGGAUUCCCAGCUGAAAAUAAAUGGUCUGGAUCGGUGAGGCUGAGAACGCCUGGUCCACCGUAUGUCCGGCAAGGAAUGCCUGAAAAAAUACCUGAUGUGGGAGGAUAUGUUUCUGUUGGAUCUGUUCCUAAUUUGGCUGGAGGGAUAACAGAAGGACUACUAUCUUUACAGCAAUCAACUCCAAGUCUUGGUCUUGGGACUUUACCAGAAAUGCCUUUAGGAGCUAGACGCACUUCGACUGGAUAUAUUAGCAUGCCUGACACUGAUGCUGAAGGCAUUAACCUACCUUUGGAUGUACUUGGUAAUUUCACCUUUCCUCAUGAGGGGCGAGCACAAAGUGGCUUCCCUGCUUACUCUCGACACAACUUCUCAAGUAAGAAAGGUUCAACACCUGAAUUAUCACAAUAUACAAAGGCAGAAUCAUUGCCAUGGCUAAACACAGGAUAUGUUGCUGUGGCUCAAGCCGACGGUGUGAUGAGAGAGACUCCAAGUGCCGGUGGAUAUGUGGCUCUUGGCGAUGGUAUCGGUGGCAUGAAAAGACAACCUUCUCUUCCUUCACUUCCUUUUGGUAUGGACAAAUCCAUAACUACGCCGGAUGAAGAUCUUCCACCUGGUGCAUACUGCAGGGUUGGUGCUCGUGGUUCACCUGGGCCCCCUCCUGCCUUCUCCACUGGGUAUGUCAGUAUCACUCAGGACUUACCAUCACAGACUACACCAACCAUUACCGCCUCUUCAGUUAAUAAAUCCCCAUAUGUAACAUGUGCAAUGGCAGAAGCAAUUGCAUCACCUAAAAAGGAGCCUGAGAAAGUAAAGACUGACUAUGUAUCUGUUGGAGAAAUGCCAAAUGGUUGUUGGGCUCAACCAGUAGUUCCACCCAGCACAAGUGAAGAGAGUCGAGAAGUGACCUCGGCACCACUAGAAGGUUCGCGGGUUAGACCUUCCUUACCAGCUAGACCAAAUACAUCUGAAACAAACCACAACCGAGCAGGAAAUCGGUGGACUCCCUUGGGACCUUCUCUCUCCAAGCAAAGCUCAGGCUAUGUAUCAGGGAAUGUGUCCCAAGAGACAUUAGCCUUCCAUGAUCCUGUUGUUAUGUCUCCGAAAAAGCUUUUGGCUCGGAGCCAUGAACCUCACUCGGUGGUUUUUUCACCUAAUCACAAGUCAUCAAUGGUGUGAGAUGCAUUUCAUGGUAGUAAAUGGUCUUGCCAUUUUCAGAAUUUAAUUAUUAACAAUUUGAUCAGCCAUUACAUUUUCAGUGCAGUAUGAAAUGUGUUUAGCAAGACAUUUUAUAAUAAACCUUUGGAUUGCUCCAAAGGCAAAGUUACCCUUAAUAUGGGAACAAACUUCCAUUUUUUUCCUCCAAAAACUUGUGUAUGAGGGAAUGCAAACAAUGUUACCAAAUUUCAGUGCAGUGAUGAUCUGAUAAUGGUUUGGUGAAAACUAAUGAGAAAAACUAUAUCUUUAGUGUUUUCUGUAGUGACACUGGGGAUUUAUAGUGCAAAUCUUGUGAGCUUUGCUAAUUAUUGAUCCCUCUGUUAUCAGUGUGGUACACCUUUAGAAAGUACAAAGACUUGCUCUUGGUAGUUGGCGUCAAGCCAGCAGAAUGAGAUGGAAUCUGAUCUAAGAUGUGUUCACAAGGUAGAUAUGCUUUUGAACAAAAUAGGAAAUGAACCUUACUGUUUAUCCAUCCAUAGACAUUUAUUGGAGAUGAGUAGUAACUCAAUGAAGAAUCUCCAGCAUGAAAGCUUCUCUCAUUGAAGGAGCUUAUAUUUAACAGUGUAAAUAAGGUUAGAAAAUUUGCGUAACUAAAGUGAAUUUUUGAAGCUUAAAGCAUUAUUUUUGACUAGAUUGAUCAUAAAAUUGUCACUUUGAGUCAUCUGGAAGAUUGUUUUGUGGGGAUUAUUCAGAAAAAUUAGAGACAUUUUUGAGCCUUGACAAUGAGUUGUUUUUUUUAGCUGGCUGUUCACAAUGCAUUUCUUGCCGACCAAUAUCCUGCUAUGCUCUGGCAAGUGUACACACACACACUCGCGCACUCUCUCUAGAACAAGAGGUACGUAUUUCAACAUUAGAAUGCAGUAAAGGUUGAUUCAUCUAUUUGGUCAGCAAAUGUAUACUUGGACCUCUGUACACAGAUACUAAAUACAGUACAUACUUGUGUACUGUAUAGAGAAAGAAGUCUACAAGAAGUUUCAUCUUUACACCAUCCUCAAUCUCUGCUGGCAGUUCAGUGUGAACCGCUAAUGCUUAGGGUGAUUCAUAUUCAGGCAUUAGGAUCUGCACGGGAGACAAGUGAUGUGUAGUCCUAAGCCGAUUAUGUCUGCUAAGCUCAGUGCCAAGUAGUUAUUCAUGUUUUGAGAGUUUAAGCUACACUUCCCAAUGCUCAAUAUGUCUCAGUUUCAAUACUCAGUUUGCAUAUGUAUGGGAGAAUUCUGGAUCCAGUUGCUUAUUUUUGUUACAGUGUAGCAUCAUGUACAAGUAUAGAGAAGAUUUAUUGGUACAUCCCAUCUUGUCAUUUCCUUUAAACAGUAUCAGAAAAGAUAUCAUAAAAAGCACCCCAUGAUUUUUUAAUAGUUAUGAAAGGUACCAUAAUGUGAAUUAUUUCUCAUUUAAUAUAGUGUUUCUAAGCCAUGCAAUAUUAAUUUACAAAUAUAUUGUUUCUAAUCAAGAUACUGUGAGAAACAGGAUGGCAUGUAAAAAAAAAACCUCCACUGUACCUUUGAGAGACAGUG
This is a messenger RNA of Procambarus clarkii (red swamp crayfish), 6833 nucleotides long. NCBI's taxonomy places the organism in Eukaryota, Metazoa, Arthropoda, Malacostraca, Decapoda, Cambaridae. The record is from RefSeq and is a predicted model, not a curated record.